Mycetomoellerius zeteki is the source of this 972-nucleotide messenger RNA. RefSeq names its product odorant receptor 94b-like. Gene Ontology annotation, biological process: sensory perception of smell; detection of chemical stimulus involved in sensory perception of smell. The transcript is spliced from 5 exons. Gene Ontology annotation, molecular function: olfactory receptor activity; odorant binding. The record is from RefSeq and is a predicted model, not a curated record. Bases 1 to 972 code for a protein of 323 amino acids. Gene Ontology annotation, cellular component: plasma membrane. NCBI's taxonomy places the organism in Eukaryota, Metazoa, Arthropoda, Insecta, Hymenoptera, Formicidae.
AUGUUAUCGCAAUUGAUGGAUUUAAUUUUAACCGUGGAGAAUCCCGACGAUUUUACUGAUAAUUUCUACAUGCUACUCGCAAUGAUUGUUUCCUGUUGUAAGAUGUUCACUCUGUUGAUGAAUCGCAGUAAUAUUGCGAUACUAAUCGAUAUUCUUGUAAGGAAACCGUGUAAACCGAUCCAGUCCGACGAAAUCAAAAUUCAGCAGAAGUUCGAUAAACAUGUACAGACAAAUACGCUUUUCUACGCAGUUUGGGUUGAAACAACGUGUCUAUGCAUAGCUGUGACAUCGUUGCUAACAGAAUUUAGAAAAGGAAGAUUGACAUUCAGGGCAUGGUUGCCGUUCGACUAUUCCUCGUCGUCACUGUUUCGUAUUGUAUACGCGCAUCAAUUGAUAAGUUUAACAGCUGGAUCCAUUCUCCAUGUUGCUUGCGACGGUCUAAUAUGUGGAUUACUGGUGCACGUUUGCUGUCAGAUAGAAAUAAUUGAAUGCCGUUUGCAAAAAGUCGCACAUGAUCGGGAUAUUCUUCGCAAAUCCGUCCUGCAGCAUAAUCAUGUAUUCAAGUUUGCUCGUCUGAUGAAUGAAAAAUUUAGAUUGACUAUUGUUAUACAAUUUGUUGUGAGUACGUUAGUAGUAUGUAUCAUUCUUUAUCAAUUUACCAAAUCAACAGCGGCAAGAGCACAGUAUAUGCAAUUAAUGAUGUAUAUGGGUUGUAUGCUAUCACAAAUCUUUUUUUAUUGCUGGUAUGGUAAUGAAGUUAUGUUAAAGAGUCGUCAAUUGAUUAAUAGUAUAUUUGAAAUGGAGUGGUUUGAAUUAAACAAACAAACUAAACAAUCUUUAUUAAUGAUUAUGAGACGAAGUUCAAGACCAAUCGAGCUUACCAGUGCUUAUGUUAUCUCGAUGAAUCUCGAUUCAUUUGUGGGUCUACUCAAGACAUCAUAUUCAGCUUACAACGUACUGAAACAAAUGUAA